Molecule: messenger RNA, 2225 nt
Organism: Drosophila teissieri
Lineage: Eukaryota; Metazoa; Arthropoda; Insecta; Diptera; Drosophilidae
Gene: tow
Product: putative cyclin-dependent serine/threonine-protein kinase DDB_G0272797/DDB_G0274007
Exons: 6
Coding region: 38-1396 (452 amino acids)
Source: RefSeq, a predicted model, not a curated record
GAUAUUGUUUUGCUAGAGGCAGCGGCACAUUCGAAAGAUGGGCUGUGGACAGAGCAAGAUACAUUUGUAUCCCAGGAAAUCGAAGAGUAAAGCGAACGGCAAGAAAGGAGGACAUGCCGACUCAGAUGCCGAAACGGACGAGGACGAAGGCCACAUCGAGGAUGCCGAGAAGGCACAGCAGCGCGACCGCGAGAAGCACGACGAGAGCGAGGAGCUAAGCAAUAAGGACAUCCAGGAAAGCGACGAGGACGUGGCCGUCUCCCUGCUGCGCGCCAAGAACCUGUCGCUGCUGCAAAGCCAGGAAAUAUCAUCUAGCCAACAGAACUUCUUCCGCAUGCUGGACAAGAAGAUCGAUGAGGGUCCGGACUACGACUCGGCCAGCGAGACGGAGAUCGCAUUGGAGGAGGCCCGACUAAACGCCCUGCGUCAACAUUGGGAGUCCGCCAGCAUCACGGCCUCCAUUUGCUCCUCGGCCAGCCGCUCGCUGCAGACGACGCCCAUCCGCCAGGUGCAGGUGCCAUUGAAGCAGCCACCACGUGGCGCCGGCCUGCUGCUCCAGCCUUCCAGCGCGUCGGCGGUCAGCGCCUCCUCCUCCUCCUCGACGAUAGUCGCGCUGCCCACGACGGAGUAUCUACCUCAGCAUGUGUUGACGGGACGGCAAGUGGUGCAGCAGCAGCAGCAACAGCAGCAUCAACAGCAGCAGCAACAGGCGGCAGUGCUCUACCAGCAGCAGCAGCAGCAGCAGCAACAACUAAUUCUGCUGCCGCAGUUGGAUCCUAAUGUUGUCAACACGUCCACGGCAGCAGCAGCGGCACAGCUCGUCCAGUUGCAGCAGCAGCAUCAACAGCAGCAGCAGCUGCAGCAGCAUCAACUGCAGCAGCAACAGCAACAGCAGCUGCAACUCAGUCAACAGCAGCAGCAACUCUACCAGCAGCAACAGCAAUACCUGCUGACCCUUCCCGCCGGAUCAAAGCCACAGAGCGUGAGUCCCAAGCGCCUCAUCUAUGGUGGCCCCGCUGCAACCACUCUCCUCUGUGCAACUGGCAUCAAAUGCAACGCCCCCGAAACUUACGAACCGCCAACCGCUCCACACAGCCAAAUCCAGCAGCAACAGCCGCCGCCUCCUCCGCCGGGCGCCUACUACGGCGAGAUGAUGCACGGCGUACAGGCCGCUCCAGCGGCGGAAUACAAGUUCCCGCCAGCCAUCAGUGUGCAGCGACUGGCGCCGCAAGUGCAGCGGCAGCUGCGCGAGACGCAGGAACUCAUAAAAGACUCGUGCCCGCAGCUGUAUGCGGCGGGCUAUGGCAGCCCAGGACCACCGAUACGCAAUCCCAGCAGGAAUCCCACUAGAACUAGACCCACCCUGGAGACGCAGUUCUCGCAGGAACUCUCGUGAUAUCUAUAUAUGUAAACAGCCAGCAGACGGAGGAUGCACCCACGUUCAGACACACACACACAACCUAAGCCCACACAGUUGGAAAAACUGCAGCCAAAGAGGAAAACUAAAAUUAACCAAAAUUAUCAAAUUACGAACCCCGUGACAAAAAACACACAAACAAACAACAAAGAAAAAAAACAAGAAAAAGCCAAAAAAAAAAAAAACUAAAACUCCAAAAUGGAAGAAAAUCAAUUAAGAAAUUGUAAAACUGCACUCAAUGUUUCAGACCCUCAGAAAAACCCAGUGGCGGGCAGAUGGAGCCCCCCAAAUUGCGUACUACUUACCACAAAACAAGAUGAGCAACUACUAUACCUAUGCGGAGCAACAAAUAAAGCAUUAAACUACAAAGAUAUUCAAGAGGCAGCCAAAGAACCGAUGCGUAGGAUAGGCACAUAAGGACAUAACAUAGUUGGAGUUGGAUCCGAAAGCGCAAGGUACAUAGAUUUAGGAAUCGAGUCGAGUAUAGCGUUAUAAGGCGAUAUAUAUGCCAAUGCCACAAAGAAGAUGCGGAUGCGGAUGCGGAUGCAGAUGCAGAUGCGGAUGCGGAUGCGAAUGCGGAGUAGAAGGUGUUAGAGCCCGGAAAAAAGCAAACACAAAUCAUACAAAGUAAAUAAUAUAAAGUGUAACAAACAAAUGACUUUUACAUUCUCACGCAAUUUUGUUAGUCAUAAAUCUCAUGGUGUAAUUUUUUAACAAACAAAUAUUUUCCGUCAAAUUCUCGAAAUGGUGUAACGUUGAUGAAUGGAUAUGAUGAUAGAAUGUUCGUUGGAUAUGCAAUUAACGGAUG